Xyrauchen texanus (razorback sucker) is the source of this 2401-nucleotide messenger RNA. RefSeq names its product phospholipid phosphatase-related protein type 5-like. The transcript has 6 exons. The coding region runs from base 193 to 1149 and encodes 318 amino acids. The record is from RefSeq and is a predicted model, not a curated record. Gene Ontology annotation, biological process: phospholipid metabolic process; signal transduction; phospholipid dephosphorylation. NCBI's taxonomy places the organism in Eukaryota, Metazoa, Chordata, Actinopteri, Cypriniformes, Catostomidae. Gene Ontology annotation, molecular function: phosphatidate phosphatase activity.
UAUCGCGCUCAGCCUCUCGCGCUCUCUCUCUCAUUCCGGCUCGAGCGGAGUGCCAUGCGAACGCGUGCUUUUUCACGUGCCAACCUCGCGUGCGCUCGAAGCGUCAGACCCCGCCGAGAUGCGGGAGGUCUAACGGGCACUGUACUUGAACCAAAACCGGUGUUUGGAGGUUCUCCUGUGGAUUGUUGGUAAAUGUUCCUGCCCCAACCUCUGACGACCAUGCUUUAUUUCCAGCUGGUGAUCAUGGCGGGCACGGUCAUGCUGGCGUACUACUUUGAGUACACUGACACGUUCAACGUGCAUGUUCAGGGCUUCUUCUGCUACGAGACCGCCUACACGAAACCUUACCUCGGACCCGAGGAUACGAGUGCGAUUCCGCCCGCCCUGCUCUACGCGGUGGUCACUGGAGUCCCCACACUGGUGAUCACUGUGACAGAGACUGUGUUGUUUUUGAUAAAGUACACAUCGAAAGACCUUGACAGUCGUGAGAAGACCAUUGUGAACGGGGACUGCUGUUACCUCAACCCAUUAGUGCGGAGGAAUUUCCGUUUCCUUGGUGUGUACAUGUUUGGUCUUUUCACAACGGACAUCUUCGUGAACGCCGGUCAGGUAGUGACGGGGAACCUUGCCCCACAUUUCCUGACAGUGUGUAAGCCCAACUACACGGCUCUGGGGUGCCAGCAGGCUCUGCGUUAUAUCAGCCAUCAGGAAGCCUGUACCGGUAAUGAAGACGAUAUCCUGCGAGCCCGCAAGACUUUCCCUUCCAAAGAGGCGGCUCUCAGCGUGUACGCUGCCGUUUAUCUGGCUAUGUACAUCACAUUUACAGUGAAAGCCAAAGGAACUCGUCUGGCUAAACCAGCUAUGUCUUUGGGCCUGAUGUGCCUGGCCUUUCUCACGGGUAUAAACAGGGUGGCAGAGUACCGUAACCACUGGUCAGAUGUCAUCGCCGGGUUCAUCAUUGGAGUUGCCAUUGCCACCUUUUUAGUUGUGUGCGUGGUUCACAACUUCAAAGGAAAACAGCUUCUGAAUGAGGACCCCCCACAGGACCACCCAAGUAACAAUCCCAUGGUCAGCUCGCCCAGGAUGGAGAGUCCACUGGAGAAGUACAUCACCUCACAGAAUCACAUCGCCUUUGCUGAGAUCACGUGACCUUGAGUCGCCGGUGUGGCAGACACACUGGACAUCAACGCUGUUUACCGUCCAGUCCCAAUAAUCUCGGCUCAACGCUAAUGCAGUGCUCAUUCUCUAUGGUGUCAUUUUGGACUUAGUGUAUGUGUGUGUGUGUGCGUGGAAAUGAUUGUCCUGUCAACUGUUACCAUAACGCAGCUAAUGACUGAAGCUACACUAUACCUUUUCAUGCCUGGUUGUUUUUGCUUACAAUUAGAGCAUUCUGCAAGAACGUCUUGUGUGUAUCUGGAGAGCAUGUGUGUGUUUGAGUUUUGGAGGAUUAUUUGGCAGAUUCAUGCUAAUAUCCACCUCCGAAAUUCAAAAUGGACUAAACCUAAAUAUGUUGAUAUGUGUUUUCUUUGUCAUGCAUAUGUAUAUAUUCCAGAAAAAAGUGUUAAUUCCUGCAUUCAUUUGUUUCUCUUUUAGUGCUUACAUUGAACAAGUACACAUGCAAAUACACAGUGCCCUCAAUCUAAUAUCAGCUAAGGUAUAACAUUUGAAAAGAUUUGUGUGGAAAGCUCACAUCAACAGUAACACUUAACAAUAAGGUUGUAUACGUUAAUGCAAAAGUUAACAUGAACUAACAAUAAAUAAUAUUCAGCAUUUAUUAAUCUUGGAUAAUAUUAAUUUCUACUUAUGCUAUAAACAUUUUUAUUUUAUAGCCAUAAUAAUAAUAUUUUAAUUCAAGUUAUGGUUAACCUUAUUGAGAAACUUAUUGUUAAGUAUUACCUAAAAACUUGGACCAAAUUUCAUGAUAAACCCUAGAAAAACUGUACAGCCAACACAACGCAGUACUGGCCUCACAAAUUCAGUUCCAAAUACAUUGGUUAGAUAAUUCAUGGGCCGUGACUCAAUUUAACACACUGGGCAAUAACAUUCAAGCUAUCUGUAAACCCUACAGAGUUUAGAUCAGUCUGCUGUGAAGGGUACGUCAUCUGCAAAGACAAUCAUUAGGCAUCUCACUAGAAUAAUGGGUCAGUUCUGAUGGGUCCAUUUAACCCAAGCUCAAUAUAAUAGCAAUACUCUUAUAGGCAUUUGUUUCUCACAGUAGUUCAUUCCUUUUUUAAGGCCAGCAUAUCUUAAAUAUUUUACAGUAGAUCUAUAUCAUAACCUUUGAUGAGAAAGUCAUCCUAACCUAGGACGAAUUGAAUCAGAAAGCCACCUUUCCUCCUGUGAUAUUUAAAACAAACAGUGAUGCCUCAUGUGGAAUGAAGAUCACGGUGGAUAUACUGUA